This is a messenger RNA of Pseudozyma hubeiensis SY62, 1965 nucleotides long. RefSeq names its product likely ferric reductase. Lineage: Eukaryota; Fungi; Basidiomycota; Ustilaginomycetes; Ustilaginales; Ustilaginaceae. Gene Ontology annotation, molecular function: ferric-chelate reductase activity. The record is from RefSeq and is a predicted model, not a curated record. Bases 1 to 1965 code for a protein of 654 amino acids. The transcript has 5 exons. Gene Ontology annotation, cellular component: plasma membrane. Gene Ontology annotation, biological process: iron ion transport; copper ion import; intracellular iron ion homeostasis.
AUGAUCCCAAAUCCCUGGACGAUGAGUCCCGAAGCAUUGGAGUACAUCGACACGCUUCCUCCCGAUGAACAAGGACCUUCACUCGUGGCAUAUCAAAGCUACUACUACAACUCCAUGAAGGUGCCUUGCCUUGCAGCGUUUGCCAUGUACGGUCUUUUUGUGGUUUUAAUCUUGGCAGCUGCCUUCAACAAUUUACUGGCGUGGGCUGCACAAUCGCUGCACAAUCACCUCAAGCAUAAACUUCGACUCUUCCGAGCAUACCUCUGGGAGCAUCCUCUGCUCAGCCGCAAACAUGCCACCGUCGUUACUCUGCCUGGUCUCCGCUGGCUCACGCUUCACCUUCCACUGCGAGGCGAAGGGAUGGUCAUCUCGGGUCUUUUCUUCGUCAACUUUCUACCGCUCGUCGCAUUCUACAAGCUGCUGGAGCCUAUUGCAGGCUCGACGUCGAUCGACAGCAAGUCGGCACAGAUCUGUCGUGCGUUGGCAGAUCGCACUGGUGUUCUGGGAGCCGCUCAGCUCCCCUUGCUUGUCCUCAUGGCCAGUAAGCGCACACCUCUGGCUAUCGUCUCUGGUCUCGGACAAAAUAGCUUGAUGCUUUAUCAUCGCUGGAUCGCUCGAUGCUUUUGGGCUCACAUCUUCAUCCACGCUGUGGCGUACACUGUCGUCUAUGCCGCGUAUCCGGACGGCGUGAAAGAGAUGCUCGCCGAGACUUACAUACGGUGGGGCAUUGUCGGACUCGCCAUGGGCUUCGGCCUGAUAAUCUUAUCUCUUCGAACACUCCGCGAACGGCACUAUGAGGUGUUCGUCAUGCUGCACAUCCUUAUGGCAGUCUUUGCAAUCCUCGGUACCUACUUACACAUCGCUUUGAUAGACUAUGGUCCGCUUCAAGCGUACGGCGUCGACGCGGACUACACCAGGCUUCGCAUCUCGGUUCCGGCGAGUAAGCUUCGCUUUGCCGACCAGCCGCCAACUCUGUUUCGAGGCGUUGCAGCGGGGGACGAUGUCAGAAUCACGAUUCCACGCUUGCAGUGGGUGGGCGAGCAUCCCUUCACUGUUUUCGCGACCGGCAUUUCGAAAGAAGAUCCGUCUCGAGGCAACAUUGACCUUCUGAUCAAGACUGAAGGAGGACUUACGCGCAAGCUCGCUCACCACGCGGUCAAAUCGAACAAGACGAACGACGUGGACAAGGACAUCGAAAAGAUCGACGCAUUCGCCGAUCAGCCCAGCAUUGCCAUUCUGAUCGAAGGGCCCUUUGGAACGGCGCCAGAGAUCGGCGAGUCUACCACGGAGCUCGUAUUGGUGGCGGGAGGAAUCGGUAUCACUUUUUGCUGGCCGCUCUUCGUCGCAGCAUUCACUUCUUGCCUGAGCGCCGUUGACAAAUCAAGUCUGAACUCGUGCAAGCUGGUCUGGAUCGUUCGACACGAGAGCACGCUCACAUUGCUUGCUGAGGCAUUUGAUGACCUUGUACAACAGGCACAGGACGAGCAACGUUUGAAAGGCUGCCGGUUUAGCAUGGACGUCUUCGUCACCUCGGCCACCACGGCGGCCCUGCCUGAUCCGGUCGCACUGGGCUUGAUAAAAAAGGAAGAGUCCAGCACCGCUCAAGAUGGAGAAAUCUCGACCCCUCGAUCCGAAUUCGAGCUGACCGACAAGGUCGCUGUGCUUCCAGUCUUGUCGCACGUCGCAGACGAGAUCGACGACAACAAAGGACAGGAGAAGCUGUUCCGAGGCGGCGUCGAGGGCGAUUUGGUGAAGGUGUUCCGAUUUCACGGGCGACCUCGUUCGUUGUCGUCGUCUCUGUUUGGACACCUGGACGAGAGGCUGCUGGCGCGCAAGCACGAUCGAACGUUGAAGGUAGCCUUCUGCGGGCCAUCCAGUUUGUGUGACGACGUCAGGUACGAAACUAUUGGCCUGCUCAAGAGGGGAGUCAACGUCGAGCUGGUGGAAGAAUGCUUUACUUGGUAA